AUGAAUCUGCUGUCGCUCUACAUCUUUUGGCUGCUGACCGUGGUCGCGGGCUCGUCACCGGACUGUCCCCCCCGUAGAUAUGUGUCCCAUCACGAGGCUAAUGCUACGCGUUUUAACGAAGACGGCGUGUUCAACUACUCCACCAUGUUGCUGAGAGAAGAUCUGGGUCUUCUCAUGCUUGGCGCCAGAGAGACAGUGUUUGCUCUCGACCUCAACAACAUCUCCACAAAACGAGCUUUGGUCAGAUGGGAAGUGACAGAGGCGGAGAAGAUGGACUGUCAAAAUAAAGGGAAAGGUCCUGAGGACUGCAAGAACUACAUCAAGAUACUGCACAAGAUGGCCGACAACAGGAUGUUUGUUUGUGGCACCAGAGGGUUUGCUCCACAGUGUGCCUACAUGACAUUUUCAGACGGGAUCCUGACUCUGCAGAACAACCGUUUGGAAGGAACUGAGAAGUGUCCGCAUGAUCCUGAUAAGAGUUUUGCCUCCCUCAUGGACAAUAACACCCUGUACACAGCCGUUUAUAGAAACUUCCGGGGCACUGAACCUCUUCUGAGUCGCCAUCCUGAUACGAUAUCCUCAUACAAUAUCCGCUUACGCACUGAAACUAGCCUCUCCAUAUUCAAGGAACCCACAUUUGCAUCCAUGGCUCAGAUCUCACAGAGUGGCAAGGUUUACUUGUUCUUCGGUGAGAAGCCUGUGGAGUGCGACUGCUUCAACAAAAUGGCUGUCUCCCGUGUGGCCCGUGUCUGCAAGGGGGAUCAAGGAGGUCAGAAUAUUUUGCAGAACAGGUGGACAUCCUUCCUGAAGGCCCGAAUUGAUUGUCCAGUGCAGAAUUCUCAGCUGCCAUACAUUAUCCAGGACACUUACCUUUGGUGUGACCCUCAGCAGCAGUCGAGCGGCUGCUUGUUCUACGGCAUCUUUACACCGCAGAACACAUCAGACACAUCUGCUGUGUGUGUGUACCGGGUGUCCGACAUCGACAGACGGUUCGCAGAGGGGGACUACAAAACUAAAGGCACUGUAUCUACCACCACGUUUACAAAGUGGAUAAAGAAUACUGGAGUUGUCCCCUCCCCUCGGCCCGGAGCAUGUAUCAACACAUCUACUCGGCUGCUCCGAGACCAAACUCUUGAAUUUGUCAGAGCGAAUCCCCUGAUGGACAUGGCCAUCCAGCCAGUUGGACAGAGGCCCCUGCUGGUGCGAAGGGGAACUAUAUUUACACACAUCAUUGUGAACAUGGUAGAGGCUGCAGAUGGCAACAACUACCAUGUGAUGUUUAUAGGCACAGAGGGCGGCACUAUGCUGAAAGCAGUGAACUAUGAUGGCGAGAUGUUCAUCAUUGAGGAAAUUCAACUGUUUAACCAAGCACCGAUCAAAAGCCUGAAAAUUUCACACGUAACGCAUCAGCUGUAUGCAGGGUCAGACUCCGGAGCAGCACAGAUACCACUGGCCAGUUGUGAGAGGUCCCCAUCCUGCAUGGACUGUGUUCUAGCAAGAGACCCAUACUGUGGCUGGGACAUAGUUGUUGGAAGAUGCGUUGCCGUUUACAAUUCACAAAGAGGGCUCAUCCAAAGUGUCCAAGAAGGAAAUGCCUCUCUUUGCCCAAGUGCAGAUCCCAUUAAACCUACGCUUCAGUCCACCUGGCCGGGUGGCAACCUGAUGCUCAGCUGCCCUCCACCUUCCAACUUGGCAAAAACUUGGUGGGAGCAUGACAGUAGCUCCGUGAUCCUUUCAGACCGGGUCCAGCAGCUGAAAGACAAGCUGCUCAUUCUUGGCGUUUUAGAGAGCGAUGGGGGUCUGUACCGCUGCCUGGCUGUGGAGAGCUCAAAAAGCAGUGAGCACACAACUGCUGUGGCCGAGUACCAACUCUCAGUCACCCCAGUAGAGCACUGCGUAUCUCAGUGGAAUCAAUGUCUGGGCAUACUGGUGCCCGUAGUGAUUUUGCUAUUUGUCAUUUUGGCUUGGGACUUUCACAAAGGUCACCUGUCUUUACCUUGCAAAUGUCAAACACAGAACAGAGCCACGAGUCCUACCUGAACAAAACAUUCAGAAGGUCCUGGCUGAGGGUGCAGAAGGUGGGGUGGGCAUGGCCUGUGAUGGGAUAGGUGAGGUUGCCUAUAUCACCU
Solea senegalensis (Senegalese sole) is the source of this 2129-nucleotide messenger RNA. Its product is annotated as semaphorin-4E-like. Gene Ontology annotation, molecular function: chemorepellent activity; semaphorin receptor binding. The transcript has 14 exons. The coding region runs from base 1 to 2040 and encodes 679 amino acids. Lineage: Eukaryota; Metazoa; Chordata; Actinopteri; Pleuronectiformes; Soleidae. Gene Ontology annotation, biological process: axon guidance; negative regulation of axon extension involved in axon guidance; negative chemotaxis. The record is from RefSeq and is a predicted model, not a curated record.